UAAAUUAUCUUCUGUAAUUUUGACUCUAAGAUAUAUGUUUCUCUAGGGGGCAAAAGAUGAAUUCACACUUGAUCUUGUGGAACAAUGUUCUUUCCAAAAGCAAAAAAUUAUGCAUCUUGUGAUGACUUCUCGGGAUGAGAAGGCAGUUUUUCGGGCUAUUGAGUUAAAUGAGCAGCUCCAGAAGGUUCUUGCAAGACAUGAAUUCCUACCUUCUUGUAAGCCUACACCAACUGUUAACCAUCUUAACCAAGAGGAGGCUGAGGAGGAAGAGGAGGCUGAGCAGCUUGUCCGAAGGCUACGGAAAGGAAAAGCUUGUGUAAGCCCUGAGGAUGAAGAGCAAUCAGCCGAGCACCCCCACUUGGGCUUGCUUGGAUCAACCCAGCCAGCAGAACGGCCGAACCGUCCACUUAUACGACCACUUUCGUUAGAGCCAUUGCAUGAAUCAAAUGGGCAUCUUCCGCCUGCAAAUGGGCAUCUUCCACCUGCAAAUGGGCAUCUUCCACCCCCACCUGCAAAUUGGCUGGCCAUGUGA
Pyrus x bretschneideri (Chinese white pear) is the source of this 532-nucleotide messenger RNA. RefSeq names its product TOM1-like protein 5. Lineage: Eukaryota; Viridiplantae; Streptophyta; Magnoliopsida; Rosales; Rosaceae. The record is from RefSeq and is a predicted model, not a curated record. The transcript has 3 exons. Gene Ontology annotation, molecular function: ubiquitin binding; phosphatidylinositol binding. Gene Ontology annotation, biological process: protein transport to vacuole involved in ubiquitin-dependent protein catabolic process via the multivesicular body sorting pathway. The coding region runs from base 110 to 532 and encodes 140 amino acids.